UUCAAUUCAACGAACGAACGAGUCGCGUCGUUGGGAAUGACCUGCCGGGCUCAGGAUAAUCAGCGGGAUCGCUGCCCACCGCGACGAUCGAUCCUAUCGUCGCUUUCGCGCUUCUAAGCGGUCGAGUGGCGUUGUUACGGUUAAUCCAAUUAUCGUGGACGCCUUUCACGUGCGAAUGAUUUGUGUCACGAUUGGCACGACCGCGAUCGCGAGGAACAGUCGAUUACGAUGAACAGUCGAAGGACUAUCUCGGUGACGCGACGUCUACAAGCUCGACCGAGUUUCUCGUCCAUGAACCCGGUGAAUCACGAAAGCUCGGCUGUCGGCCGUAAAUUGGAACAUCGCCGUUGUCAUUGUCAUCGUCAUCGUCGUCGUCAUCGUCGUCGGGAGACAAAGUGCCGGACGGAAAAAACCCGCGUCCACUAGUGAUAAUUCUACGAUACAUAUAGCACACACACACACACCGCUCGUUGUUUAUGCUCGGCGUUUUGACGCGCUGCCAGAUUUUGCCUUGGCGCACGUGUUAUUUAAUUUUAUGACGUGGGGAUUGCGAGACGGGGGAGCAGAGAGAAUUUCGCGCCUGUCGCAACGGCUAAGCGACGCUUUGCUCAUUCCUGCCCGCUUCGCGCGUUACAUCAAGUGCUACAAGAAGUACUGCAAAAAGAUGGCCGAGGAACCAGUCCAAAGGUUUAUAAAACCUGGCAGCCACAAGGGCAAGGGUCUUGCUGUAUUCACUAGUGGAGGCGACUCUCAAGGAAUGAACGCUGCCGUACGAGCGGUCGUGAGGAUGGGUAUUUACCUCGGAUGCAAGGUAUUCUUCAUCAAAGAAGGCUAUCAAGGAAUGGUGGAUGGUGGGGCAUACAUCGAAGAAGCGACAUGGUCGUCCGUGUCUUGCAUCAUCCACAGAGGUGGUACAGUGAUCGGCUCUGCACGAUGCAAGGACUUCAGAGAGCGUGUCGGGCGCCGAAAGGCUGCUAAGAAUUUGGUGACUCGUGGUAUAACCAACUUGGUGGUGAUCGGUGGAGAUGGCUCUCUCACAGGCGCCAAUCUCUUCAAGGAGGAAUGGCCCGAGUUGCUGAAAGAACUCGUCGAUUCUAGCAACAUCACUGCCGAAGAGAGCGAGAAGCACAAGCAUUUGCACAUCGUCGGGAUGGUUGGCUCUAUCGACAAUGAUUUCUGCGGCACGGACAUGACGAUCGGCACCGAUUCGGCGUUGCAUCGCAUCAUCGAGAGUAUAGACGCUAUUGUCAGCACAGCUUACUCUCACCAAAGAACAUUUAUAAUGGAAGUAAUGGGUCGGCAUUGCGGUUAUCUGGCUCUGGUGGCAGCUAUGUGUUGCGAAGCUGAUUUUGUUUUCAUCCCAGAAUGGCCACCCGAGCAGGAUUGGCCCAACAAGCUGUGCAAAAAGUUGCUGCAGGAGAGGCUUACCGGGCAACGACUCAACAUUAUUAUCGUGGCCGAAGGGGCUGUCGACAGGAAUGGCGACCCGAUUACUGCUGAGAAAGUGCACAAGGUAGUCGUGGACAAGCUACAGCAAGAUACCAGGAUUACUGUCUUGGGUCAUGUACAAAGAGGUGGUAAUCCUUCAGCCUUUGACAGAGUUUUGGGAUGCCGAAUGGGAGCUGAAGCCGUGAUGGCUCUGAUGGAAGCGACGCCCGAGACCGAGGCAUGCGUAGUUACAUUGGAUGGUAAUCAAGCUGUAAGAUUGCCACUAAUGGAAUGCGUUCGUCGUACGAAAGCUGUAGCGCAAGCUAUGGCUGACAAAAAUUGGAGCCUCGCGGUUCAGCUCCGAGGGAAAGGCUUCGAGCGCAAUCUGGAGACUUACAAGAUGCUGACGCGCUUGAAAGCUCCAGUAGAAAGCUAUGAUCCAACCAAGGAAGUUCACGGGUACGCAGUACCGAAGCAAUACACUUUAUGUGGACAAGAGCAUUACACGUUGGCGGUCAUGCAUAUAGGAUCACCGUCUUGCGGUAUGAAUGCCGCAGUUCGUUCCUUCGUGAGAAAUUGCAUCUAUCGAGGCGAUAAGGUGUAUGGUAUCUGCGACGGAGUGUUGGGUCUCAUCGCUGGUAGAUUGAAGCUGAUGGAUUGGUCGUCAGUUACCGGCUGGGUUGCACAAGGCGGCGCCUAUUUGGGAACGAAGCGCACGCCACCCACAAAAGACCAAUUGCCGCAAAUUGCUCAGAAACUUAAGGAAUUCGGGAUUCAGGCGUUACUAAUCAUAGGUGGAUUCGAGGGUUAUCAAACCGGUCUGAUGUUCUUCACAGCGAGGGACAAGUACGCGGAGUUCCGUAUUCCUAUCGCUAUGAUCCCAGCGACUAUCAGCAAUAAUGUACCAGGGACGGAAUUUUCUUUGGGCUGUGACACAGCUUUGAACGAGAUUACAGAAAUUUGUGAUCGUAUCCGGCAAUCGGCGCAAGGUACCAAACGUCGCGUAUUCAUUAUCGAGACAAUGGGUGGCUUCUGUGGAUACUUGGCGACAGUCGCUGGUCUGGCCGGAGGUGCUGACGCUGCGUAUAUCUUCGAGGAAAAGUUCAAUAUUAAAGACCUGAAUCAGGAUGUCAUUGCGAUGGCGGCGAAGAUGUCGGAAGGUGUUCAACGAGGUCUGAUCCUCAGGAACGAGAACGCUAAUCUGAAUUACAAUACCGACUUUAUGCAGAGACUUUUCAGUGAGGAAGGAAAGGGUCUGUUUAGCUGCAGGAUGAAUAUAAUUGGUCACAUGCAACAAGGUGGCUCACCGACGCCCUUCGAUCGCAACUUGGGAACGAAGAUGGGCGCUAAAGCAGUGGAAUGGUUCAGCGACCAAUUGCGAAAGUGCACGAAUCCCGACGGCAGGGUAGUCACGAUAAGAGCGGACAGCGCUGUGAUGCUCGGUAUUGUAAGACGACAAUACAGAUACACGUCGUUCAUGGAACUUCUCGAUGUUACCGACUUUGAGCAUCGUAUUCCGAUAUAUCAGUGGUGGAUGAAGCUGCGUCCGUUGCUGAAAGUGUUGGCGAAGCAUGAGUCAACGUACGAAGAAGAGGGCUUGUAUAUAACCGUCGAGGAAAUGGAUCUUCAGAAUGACCCGCCUCUCGUAUAAGUCGCUAGGUUAAUUACCUAAAAUCGCGCUAAGUAAGUAGACAAAUGGAUAACGUUGCGCGUAUUGUGCGACAUUACGAUAAUUUGGCCGCUGCUCGACAAGACGAAGGGAGAAAAACGAAUCUUAUGCAUAUUUAUUAAAUCACACACACACACACACACACACGUCCGAAGGAUUCGAUCGUUCAUAUCAUUGGUUCUCACGAGCAAUAGCAAUGUACAUGUGUGCGUACGCAUGUUUUCGUUAUCGCUAGUCGUUUCGACGUAUGAACGCAACAAUUUGGGAUGUAAAUUACGCGGACAAAUGCGACCGAGGGUUCCGGGCCAUUUAUUCGUUGGUUUUGAGAGUCACAUUCGGUGCCUCUCGAACAUAAACUUGCGAGUUUUUCAACUCAGGUAAGAAAUAGGUACAAAGACAGUACCUGAAGCGUAAGAGGGUGUUAAGUAUACUUGAGUCUCGUGCGAGCUCGGCCCGCGACGUGCCAAUAGAAGCGAGGUGCUUCCCGUUUGAACAAGAACAACUGAGCGGUAUUGUUACAGUAUAUCUUCUAACGACGUUGAAAUUGCAAUGCGUGCGAUUAUGCAUAGUUUUGAAAUUACAUUAGAUUUCGACAAAUGUAAAAAAUUUCUAGCGUGUAGUAAAGUACACGGAGUUCAGGCGCCAAAUUACGGAAAAUCGUUUCGUCAAACAUGCAGACAGAGAGAGAGAGGGGGGGGGAAGAGAGAGGGAGAGGAAACAAAAAUUGAUAAACCACCCAGCGAUACGCAAGAGACUUACAUUUGAUAUGCUACUCGAACCUGGUACAUACGUUUUGCUGCAUGUCCGGGUAGCCAGCAAAUUGUUGUGCGAUUUUUCAAUAAUGUGUUUUGGUAGUUUGGUUAAGGCUUGAAAAUUGAGGUUUCUAAUGUACAAAAUUGUAGUAGCUUUUUCGAGAUGUAAGACGUUAAUAUCGAUCAACGAAAAGCGCUAACGCGAUAUUAGUAUAUUUAAUUUAUUCUAUAUUAGGAUACUUGAUUGUAAUUAAGCUUCAGAAUACGCUGUUGAAAUAUCGCACCGUGGUGAAACAUAAUCAGCAGGAUCAGGAGAAACAACGACUCAUGUACUGCUUUUUAGCGUCUUUAACGAACAGUAAUAUUGUUUCUGCAUCUUUUCAUUGCUUUUGACAUUGUGAAUUAAAGAUUAAAUUAAGGACGGCCUGUCGAGAUAUCUCGUUUUGACAUUUCGUUCGUUCGCGUUGUACACUUAACAUAACACCCGGUGAAAAACGUUUGUGACAAGUAUAAUCUUCAGUUGCGACACACGGAUCGAGAAGUGAAUCAGAUUGUGAAAUUUAUCAGGAGUUUUACGGAUCAAAACUUUGUGAACUGUAUUUGUGGUCUACUAAGGUGUAGGGUUAAAAAUUAAUGUGGCAUUUUGUGCGUCGGUGAAGAUGUUUAUCCUUCGGUUUAGCGUUUACUCGAAGCUAUAAGAAGCUAUUGGAGAAUAUACCUGUCUACCUCAAAACAUAAUUUUGCAACGAUGAACGUACGACUCACGCAGUAAAAGAAGAGCAGAGAGAGAGAGAGAGAGAGAGAGAAAGAGGGAAAAAGAAAGCGAAUGAGUGAGAGGUUGACCCGUGAGUCGCGCUCUGGUUGCACGUAACAUUAAAGAAUUUCGCUAAAAUUUAAGGCUUGUGACCACAAAGGAGUACUUAGAUUUAAUUCUUUUUCUCUUAAUCUAUACUCGUGUAUUUAUCUUUCGGCGAAAGCGUGCAAGCUAUUAAUAAUCUCUCGUAAUUGUUUUCCUCGGCGUAUAUAAAGUAGCGUUCUCUUGUCUCGUGCCCUCGCGAGAUUCUAUAGAAGCCAGGCAGUAGUUGCACUCUGGUGACUACUGAAAAUUAUAAUUGUGUCUCGCGCGCCAUAUAACUCGCUCGCUCGCUCAUCCGCCCGUUCGCGUAUCCGCUUGUAUGCGUAAAUGAGUAACAUUACCGAACAUGAUUAACGGGAAUACGGACGUGAGAAAGAGAGAGAAAGAGAGAGAGAGAAAGAAAAAGGGGGAGAAACUUGCGCGUGUAUGUGUGUGCGCGCAUGUGUGCGUAUGCGUAUGUGUGUGUGCGCCCGUUGUAGCGUGUACUCUUCUUCAUCAUUUUUUCUGUGUAAGUAGUUUGCGCACCGACGCUCGCGUGGAGAAUCGCGAAGCACGCCCAUGAUUCUUCGUUUUGGAUGCCGCCGCGCUUAGCAUUCGCAACUCGCGUCGACUUACACCUAAGAUUGGCUUAGUAGGUAAAGAUUGAUGUGUGCAUGCUCUGUGCAAGAGGAAGAAGAAAACAGAAAAGAAGCAAGGACGACGUAAAAAAAUAUAUACAUAUAUAUAUAUAUAUAUAUCUUCGAAAGUACAAUAAUUACGCGCGUACGUUACGAGUUCGCUCGAGUUAGAGUGUUAACGUAAGAUCGUGUAAUAUACGUAUAAAGAAUUAUAUCUGGCAGGAUCGCUUGUUUCAAGUCGUUAUCGAAAUACAUGUGUAUGAUCUACUACUCUCGGUAGUGUGUAUACGACAGAUAGACGAUAAUAGCUCUCUUGUUGAAAAACCGACCGAAUAAUACAACUAACACGACACUUGACCGUUCAAGCGAUGCAUCGGGUAGAGAUGUUCGUUUAUUCGUUAUAUAUCACGAGGUUGAAAAGGCGACCAAAGAUACCAAGUAUUUGAGCAAAGUCAAGGCGCAACGACAGGGAGAAAAGGGGGACACGAAGGCUCCUGUUAAUAAUCUGUGAAUUAAAUUAUAGCCACUUGAUUAUAUUCGUUAAUUGCAUUGCAACAGUACAGUUUUACCGUAUCUCUCGUGUGUCUCGAUGAAUUUUCAUCAUGGAAUCGAAUUCGACGUGCUGAAAAACAUACAUAACACAUCACUCAAUAAGUUCGUAGGAUGACAUAUAAAUGGCGCUACUAUUGACAAAUCCAUAUGAUUUUUAGGAAGUACUAACCUUCGAAUGAUACGUGUCAAAAUUUCAUGACAAUCGGACGUUCAGUUCACAAGUUACAGUGGUUUUAGUGACGCACGAGACUCUGGUUUUAGUGACGACUCGUUUUAGCAACGCGUCGACGAUUCAGCGGGCUGUUUGGAGCUGUUUCAGCGCGACAAAAAGGAUUUUUUGAUGCGGUAUGUGACAAUGGAUGAAACAUGGAUCCAUCACUACACUCCAGAGUCAAAUCGGCAGGGAAAGCUCCAGGGAAAGAGAUUUGGCUCCAAUGAAGAAGUGACUGCUGAAACUGAAGCCUUGCUAAAACGAGUCGACGUCUCGUGCGUCACUAAAACCACUGUAACUUGUGAACUGAACGUCCGAUUGUCAUGAAAUUUUGACACGUAUCAUUCGAAGGUUACUACUUCCUAAAAAUCAUAUGGAUUUGUCAAUAGUAGCGCCAUUUAUAUGUCAUCCUACGAACUUAUUGAGUGAUGUGAUAUAUAUAUAUACACACACACACAUUCGAACGAUAUUUAAUUCGCGUGUCUCUUCGUCGAAAUAUCCACGUGUGUAAUCAUCAAUCGCUAUUUAUCGCAUUGUACUACGAGGCUGUACACGCAGAAACGUACAAAUGAUACUCGCGUAAUGUCAAAUGCAUGCCCGCCGCAUUAGCGCAUUAAGGUUACGCGUGUAUAGAAAUGAGAUAUUAUUUUUAAGAUUUCAGAGAUAUAUUUUCGAGUCAUUGUUGAUCAAUGAAUUUACAUCUGAGACCCGUGACGUGUAUAUAGUAUUACAUUUAUCGUAAUUUAUUUUUUCUCUUUCGACAUCAAAUGUGAUUGACAUACCACCGCACUCUGGGCGGCGCAGCGCGUAUUAUAUUGCAAAAAUCCGUGAGGAUUUCGGAAUUAUAAUCGAGAUCGAUCAGUUGUCUAAAUUGACGAAACGUCUAAAUCAGGCGGAACAAAUACGUAUUAUUAUUAUUAUACACAUUGACGAUGUUGUAUCUGUGUAUCGUGAAAUAAACUAUAUCUUCUAAA
Harpegnathos saltator (Jerdon's jumping ant) is the source of this 7059-nucleotide messenger RNA. It is a transcript of the gene Pfk, whose product is annotated as ATP-dependent 6-phosphofructokinase. The record is from RefSeq and is a predicted model, not a curated record. The transcript has 18 exons. Gene Ontology annotation, molecular function: 6-phosphofructokinase activity; ATP binding; AMP binding. Gene Ontology annotation, cellular component: cytoplasm; 6-phosphofructokinase complex. Bases 536 to 3079 code for a protein of 847 amino acids. Lineage: Eukaryota; Metazoa; Arthropoda; Insecta; Hymenoptera; Formicidae. Gene Ontology annotation, biological process: fructose 6-phosphate metabolic process; fructose 1,6-bisphosphate metabolic process; canonical glycolysis.